Messenger RNA from Labrus bergylta (ballan wrasse), 1488 nucleotides. The record is from RefSeq and is a predicted model, not a curated record. NCBI's taxonomy places the organism in Eukaryota, Metazoa, Chordata, Actinopteri, Labriformes, Labridae.
UCUCUUCUCUGCAGGGGCGCAAAGAGACCGAGUGGAAUGACCUCCGCCCACGGCCGUACUCCCAGCUACGGCUCACAGACUCCCAUGUACGGUACGGGCUCCAGGACGCCCAUGUACGGGUCUCAGACGCCGCUGCAUGACGGAAGUCGCACACCUCACUACGGCUCUCAGACCCCACUGCAUGAUGGGAGCAGGACGCCAGGUCAGAGCGGAGCCUGGGACCCCAGCAACCCCAACACACCUUCCCGGAACGACGAGGAGUACGACUUCGGCUUCGACGACGAGCCCUCACCGUCCCCUCAGGGCUACGGGGGGACCCCCAACCCCCAGACCCCGGGUUACCCAGAAGUCCCGUCUCCACAGGUCAACCCUCAGUACAACCCUCAGACACCUGGCACACCUGCUAUGUAUAACACCGAGCAGUAUUCCCCCUACGCGGCACCGUCACCUCAGGGCUCAUACCAGCCCAGCCCCAGUCCUCAGAGCUACCACCAGGUGGCGCCCUCGCCGGUCGGCUACCAGAACACACACUCUCCUGCCAGCUACCAUCCGACGCCCUCGCCCAUGGCGUACCAGGCUAGUCCCAGUCCCAGUCCUGUGGGCUACAGUCCCAUGACGCCCGGAGCGCCCUCUCCUGGAGGUUACAACCCUCACACCCCUGGCUCCAACAUCGAGCAGGGCGGCAGCGACUGGGUGACCACGGACAUCCUGGUCCGGGUCAAGGACUCCCUCAUGGACCUGAUGGGACAGAUGGGGGUCAUCAGGAGCGUCACGGGAGGGAUGUGUUCAGUGUUCAUGCAGGAGUCAGAGAAGGUGGUCAGUAUCAGCAGUGAUCACCUGGAGCCCGUCACCCCGACCAAGAACAACAAGGUGAAGGUGAUUCUGGGAGAAGACCGCGAGGCCACGGGGAUCCUCCUGAGUAUAGACGGAGACGACGGCAUCGUCCGCAUGGAGCUGGACGACCAGCUGAAGAUCCUCAACCUGCGGUUCCUGGGACGCCUGGAGCACUGAGUGACGGACGCGCCGAGAGAGACGUGGGCGCAGAGACUCGAAACACAACACAGAGACACACACAGACGACUGUAGUGAGAGUUCUGUUGGCUCUAACACAGGCGGAUAUGUCGGGAGUUUGUUUUGUUUUUAUUACUUUGUUUAGCGCCGCACACACACACACACACACACACACAGAUGUGUGCAGCAGAUGUCCCAGCGUCCAAACGGCUUCAGGAGAUUUCCUUUCAUGGAUCAGAAAUCUGUUGUUGGCGAGCAGCAAACAUUCCUCUCUCUCUCUCGCUCUCUGUGAACUCCCAGCAUCCGUCUCACAGGCUGAUCAAUUUUUUUUUUUUUUUAAAGCUUUUCUGCCUCCACUGAAGUGGUCUCGAUCUGUUUUUAGUGCUUUCUCAAUGUUCUGUCAGUACUUUUGGUUUUGUGGGUGGAGAAGGGUCAAAAAGUGAAAAGUAACAUGUCAAAAUAAACUGUGAACCAGUU